Molecule: messenger RNA, 3074 nt
Organism: Vespa crabro (European hornet)
Lineage: Eukaryota; Metazoa; Arthropoda; Insecta; Hymenoptera; Vespidae
Product: synaptic vesicle glycoprotein 2B-like
Exons: 13
Coding region: 1354-2952 (532 amino acids)
Biological process (GO): transmembrane transport
Cellular component (GO): membrane
Molecular function (GO): transmembrane transporter activity
Source: RefSeq, a predicted model, not a curated record
UUCAUCCCGUCCCACCCCACCACCUCCCUCCGUUCUCUUUCACUAAGUUGAUUUGACGUAAUCGAAAAAGAAGAAACUAUAAAGAACAUGAACGAUCGCGCUUCAUCAUUGGUCGAAAUCAUAUCUAUAGUAAUACGAUCACGUAUAGUAUCAUGGAUAUCUAUUCUUUAAAUUAAAUCAUUGUUCUUUCUUUCCUCGAGAUCGAUGAUAUUUUAAUCAAUAAACGUUGAAUGCGUGCAGAUUUAUUGUGCGUAUAUGUGCUCGUUACAUUUGCCAGGCUAAGAUCAUUCGAAAAGAAAAAGAAAAAGAAAAAGAAAAAGAAAAAAGAAGAGAGAAAACAAAAAAUUCAACAGAAGAAUUCAAAAGGAGAACGUAAUAUAAUCGUCGAGAAAUAUCUCUUACGGAAAUUGUAUUAAGCCUACCCAUCUCCCCUUCUCCCGGGCUCCCUCCCCGCUCUCCCCCUUAUGUGCGCGUUCGAUGACCUUGAACAAAACUAUCGACUCUGGUGUAAGAAGAGAAAAAGAGGGAAAUAAAAACGGCGAAGGGAGUGGGGGAAGGCGACGAAGAAAAAACAAAAAAAGAAGAGAGAAAAAGAAAUAAAAGGAAAAAGAAAAAAAAAAAAAAACUAGAAGAAAAAAGAAGAGAAAAGAUAUAUGCAUAUAUAAAAUAAAAAUUAACACGAUAACGUACGAAACGCGACAUUCCUUAUCGAGCAGAGCGAGGGAUUCCCUAACAACUGUUUUCGUAUGGCCGUUCGGACGAUUAGAAGCAGCUUGAGAAGCGUGCGUAUCAAUUGAAUCGUUUGACCCGUUUUUAUUGGCAAGUCGCAGGAACGUGCGUUGGUCGUCGACGGGACGGUUGCCAGUAAAAGCUCAUUCGUCCGCUAUCGAGUGUGUGUGUACUUAUCUCCCUUUCUCUCUCUCUCUCUCUCUCUCUCUUUCUCUCUCUCUUUCUCUCUCUCUUUCUUUCUCGAGUUGGAGUGCCGCGCGAAUCUUCGAAAAAUGUGCUAGCCCCGUCUAAAACACUUUCUAAUAAAACAAUCUUAUUAUAAUUCGCAAAAUUUGUCUGCGACGUUUUCAAAAUUCUAUCGGGAAUAUCGUACUUCGAUUAACGUCGAGGAACUCAUUUUUUCUUUUCUUCCGUCGAAUAGUUCGCGAAGAGUGACUUUUUUUUUAUUAAUUCUCAUCACGGAUAUAUAUAUAUAUAUAUGUAUCUUGAAAAAUUUUGUUCAACUUCGAUCUACGUAAAUAUAUUGAUUUAAACGCGUGGAAGCGUUCGACACGAGCGAACGACCUCUUCUUCAUCGCAAACGUCAUCUUCAAGUGAAUCUUAUUGUCUCCUUGAUCUUUGGAUAUGGUCAAAGAAACAUCAGAGGAGGAUAAAAUCUCAACAAUAACCGGUAAUGUCAACGUCGAUGAACCUGCCGAAUAUGAAAGAGCUAUUUCGGUUACUGGCUUUGGACUGUUCAACGUAUUACUCUUCAUGGCGGCAUUGCCGAUAGCAUGGACCGGUGCCUUUGAUACAACAUCACCCGCAUUUAUUUUAGCAUCUGCCGAAUGCGACCUGCAACUGACAUUUUUUCGAAAAGGACUACUCAUUGCAUUUCCCUUCAUAGCAAUGCUGGCCACUGCUUCGUUGUGGGAUUACGUGACGAUUUACGUAGGCAGAAGGACCUUGUUCGUUCUUGGCUUACUAGCGGAUUCCAUCCUAAAUAUACUAAGCACUGCUGUAGACUCGUAUCACGUGUUCUUACUCAUUAAAUUUAUCAGCGGUGUCAUAGCUGGCGGUCCACCCUCGAUGGUGAUGGGAUACUUAACAGAAUUUCACUCUGCAACAUAUAAACCACGUUUCGCCGCCUGGUCUGGUUUUCUGUUUUCCAUGGCAACUAUCGUACCAGCAGCUUUGGGCUUUACUAUAUUACCCUUAGAAUGGGUAGUCGAUGUAUUUGGUAAAAGCUAUAACAGCUGGCGAAUUUAUUUACUUCUUUGUUCAAUACCACCUGUUCUUGGACUUGUUACUGCUAGCAUGUUACCUGAAAGUCCAAAACAUCUCAUGGAAAUUGGAAGGCAGGAUGAGGCAUUAAAAUUAUUUCGUAGAAUGUACACCAUGAACACAAGAAAACCAGCCGAUACGUUCUCGAUAAAAGCUUUGGUCGUCCAGAAGACGCAAUUAUCACGGCCGACGUUAAGGGCGAGCCUCGAAAAAAUGCGAAUCGACCUUUACAACACUAAACUCUUGUUCUCGGCGCCUUAUCUUCCAGCCUUCUCUUACGUAACUUUCUUACAAUUUGGAAGUAUGCUCGGUUUUAAUACUAUGAGAUUAUGGGUCCCACAUAUGUUCAUGAUUUUAAGUAACUAUGAUUACGAGCAUUGGAAACCUGUCGGAAGAGCUCCAACGAUAUGUGAAAUGUUGGAUCGUCAUGCCGCUAAACCAGGCAGAUUAUAUUUAAACAGUACAAACUUUGACGAUGCAUGCUUCGAGUGGAAAAUCAAUCCUGUCGUUUAUCAAAAUUCAACGAUAAUUGCAUCCUCCGCCGUUCUCUUCAGUUUCCUUAUGGGAUUUCUAAUGACGACGAGAUUACGAAAGCAAAUGAUAUUAUUUGCGGCCUUCCUGAUAUCGCUGGCAAGCAGUUUUGGAAUAAAUUGGGCACAGGCACCUCCCUAUAUGCUGACGUUAGCAGCCGCCGUUAUCGUGACAUCAAGAAUAGCGAGUAAUGUCGUUAACGCGGUGAAUGCCGACGUUAUUCCUAUACCGUUAAGGGCCACAAGUAUGAGUAUCAUCACGUCCUCCGGAAACUUAGGAGUCGCAUUGGGGAAUGUUAUUUUCUCAGCACUUCUUGAUUUCGAGUGUCUCGCAGGUUUCCUCGGUCUUGGCUGUUUUUUCAUAAUUUGUAUCAUCAUAACGUUCCUAUAUCCAAAACCGGUAAGGGCAUCGCCGCAGAGUUUAGCGUAGCACGAGAUGAUCGCACGAGAGAUUAGACGAAAAAGAUUUAUAUCUAUGAUAUAUUUUUGGAAGAAAAAAAAAAAUGAGAUACAUACACAUAUCCACAUAUAUAUUAUAUAUAUGUAUAUACA